Hemicordylus capensis (graceful crag lizard) is the source of this 3061-nucleotide messenger RNA. RefSeq names its product G protein-coupled receptor 88 (gene GPR88). Gene Ontology annotation, molecular function: G protein-coupled receptor activity. Gene Ontology annotation, cellular component: membrane. Gene Ontology annotation, biological process: G protein-coupled receptor signaling pathway. Bases 638 to 1765 code for a protein of 375 amino acids. NCBI's taxonomy places the organism in Eukaryota, Metazoa, Chordata, Lepidosauria, Squamata, Cordylidae. The transcript has 2 exons. The record is from RefSeq and is a predicted model, not a curated record.
GAUCAGAAGGAGUUGGGUACAAUGAAAUGUGAGCAGAGGAGUUUCUGUCCAAGCUGGGCUGGAUUUCAGUGGCAUCGUCGGAGAAGUCUAAGGAAAAGGAGGUGGGAGGAGUAAGGAAUUGAAGCCUGCCUCUCUUUGGACACUCCUUGUGGUCUUGGAUUAUCCUGACCAUUCUGCUAACUUCAUUCCUAUCAUGGACAUCUGCAAGGUAGCCUUCCUGCAUGCUUUGGAUCUUUCCUUCUGCUUGUCUGUUUUCCAGUCACCUGCGUCAGAUCUUGCUGGUUUCAUCCUUUGGGAUCUUGUCCACUGGCUUAGGUUAUGCCUGUAUAUUCCUCAUAUUGCCUUCUAAAGAAUCCCCCUAUAACCCUGCCUUCCACUCUGCCAACAACGAAUUCUGGAUUUAGUAUGCUUGAGGACAAUCCCGCCCCCCUCCCGAUAGGCUCUGCUUUAGCUGUCUGUCUUGAAUGUUAUUGUCUCCAUUCUUGGGCACCUUGACAUGCAUUAGACAUUUUGCAUGCUUUCCUAUUGUCUGCAGUUGCUCUUGAUGUGUACGUUUGUGUUGAUGGCUCAACUUAGUCACUUCCAGGACGGAGCAGUGGUGAGGUUUGUCCUAACGUGUGUCUAAUUUGUGUGCAGCAUGCCCAACACCUCUACUUCCUCCUCCUCCUCCUCCUCCUCCUCCUCCUCCAGUCCCAGCUCCCUACAACUUCUGCUUUGCGAAGAAGACUCCCAAGGGACCAGAAUCUCUUUGUCUCUUCUCUACUUGCUGUUAGCCAUUUCUGGGACUGUAUCCAACGUCAUGGUAAUUUAUCUGGUCUUCACCUUCCGGAAGCUGCGCACUGCCAGCAAUGCUUUUAUUGUCAACAGUUGCAUUGCUGACCUGAGUGUGUGUGGCCUUUGGAUGCCACAGGAAGCAGUGCAGGGACUGCUACCCCCUGAUUCCUCUACUGUCCACUCUGAAGGAUACCGCUUGCUCCGCGUUGGGCUUGUAGGCCUUGGACUCAUUGUCUCUCUGCUUUCUCACCUCUUGGUGGCUGUCAACCGGUAUGUCCUGAUCACCAAGCCCCCCAUCACGUACCAGGCCAUUUACCAGCGGAAGUUCAUAGCCUGGAUGAUCGGCUUGUCCUGGGGUUUUGCCCUGCUGCUCGUCUUGGUUCCGCCGGGGCUACGAAAGUGGCAACCCAUCCUGCAGGAAACUAGGAGUGCCACCAGCAGCAACAGCCCAAACUACACAGGCUUGCUGGUAGCCUUGGCUGUUCUAAGCCAGACGGUUCUUCUGCUCCACUGCUACAUAGGGAUUGUGAGGAGGGUACAGGGCAGCGUCAAGCGGGUCAGUGUCCUCAACUUCCACCUGCUGCAACAGCUGCCCUUCCCAGCUGGCCCACAAGCUCCACGCCGGGCACAGCGACGUUUGAGCAGCAUCUCCGUCUUGCUCCUCUGUCUCGCGUUUCUCCUGGCCACACAGCCCAUGGUGUGGGUAAGUCUACUGGGCUUUUUCUUGCCGUCCAUGCCACGGGGGCUGCAGCUAGCCAGCUGGCUGCUUUUCUGUUCUCUUUCUGCCUUCAACCCCCUGCUCUACACCUGGAAGAACGAGGAGUUCCGUCGCUGCAUGCGCUCAGUGCUACCGGGAGGGGAAACGCCUGCUGUUGCUGUGGUGGCGGCAGUAGCCGCCACAACCACCCUCCCCACAGUGUCUCCUUUGCCUCAGGAGCCAUCACAGCUGGGCACAAAGGUGGAAAGCAUGGGGAGCUUAGUACUUCAGUGACCCACCUGGGGAAACACUUCCGUGCUACAUGAAAAGGUGCUGAGAGACAUUUUCCUGUGCCUGAAAAUGACGUGCUACGCUGCGCUGCCCAGGCCUCUGCUCUCUAAAGAGGAAUAUUUAAUGCCGCCAUAGAGAUACCUGUCAAUGGAAAGAAUGCAUAUAUUUGUACUGAAUUGGUUUCCUACUUUUGUGGUGGCAUUUUACAGGGGCUUGGGGUAGUCAAGUUGAAAGCCUCUUAUAUACCUCAAACUGUCAGUGUCUUAAUUAUUUGCCUGAAUGUUUUCAUUUCUUUCUUGGCUCACAAAAGUACCGCUAGAGAUUAAUGGAGAGAUUGCCUUAGCUUAGUGGCAAAAUGUACGUCUGCCGCAGAAAAGAUCCAAGUAUCAGUUCCUGAUAUCUCCAUUUAAAGGAGCUCAGAGGGAAAGACUCUGCCUGGGAAACCAGUUAGGACAGACUGAGCCAGGAUGAGGAGGACCCUGUGUUUUGUUCUGCUUCUAUUACAAAACAUAAUUGCUGGGAUUUGGCACAGGAAAAUCUUUGACAUUUGGACUGACGGUGUCGUCGUCCUCCUUUUACUUACAAUUAUGCAGGGUUUACUUAACAUUCCCAAACGAAAAGUAUCUAACUCUCAGUUGUGUAUGUUUCCAAAGCAGAAGUUAGGACAAUCUAUCUCUAAGUAAAAUAUUCAUUGUUUGCUAAUUUUGUAUUUAAUUAUGAAAAUUUUAUGUAUAGUUAAGAGAUUUGUACUGUACCAUUUGACUUGUCAAAAGGGUCCCUAGGAUGAAUUAUGGUUUUCAGUUAACAUAAUAAACCAGCAACAAAGCCCAAACCUAUCUUAAAACUAACAACAGAAACUGAAAUGAUUCAAACAAAGAUGAUUAAGAGAAUCCAUGGACUUUGUAAAUCAGGGACUUAAAUAACAAACGAUAAAUGAACAGUAAUUUUUACAGAUUAAAAGACCAGGGAAAACAAAAAACAUUUUGCACAUGGUGCCAAAAAGAUAACAAAGUUGCCAUAAACAAUCAGGGGACGAGCACAGAGGGAGAUUAGAAACAUCUGGGGUGAUGCAGCAGAAAGUGCAUCGGAUCUGAACCAGGAAGGCCUGGGUUCAAAUUCCUGCUCCGCCAAGCUAUUUAUUGGGUGACUUUAGACCAGUCGCUAUCUCAGCCUAACCUACCUCACAGGGUUGUUGUGAGGAUAAAAGAGGAUAAUCCUCAAGUUCACCAUGAACCUUUUUGUGGAAGAGUAGGGCACAAAAUGUAAGCCAUAACAAUAAAAACGUGAGUGUUUCAGGAA